CCUCCUCUCCCCUCCUUCCCUGCCAUCUGCCAAGCCCACCCCUUCCUCCCUGGCCUCUCCCUUGGGCCAGGGGGGGAGCUUGGCCAGCCUGGCCCAUCCUUGCCCUGGGUUGCCAGGAGUCCGUCUGCUGGCGGGUGGUCCUCCUCUUCCUCCUGGCCCCAUCCAUCAGGGCGGCCCUGGCUUAGGCAGCCUCCUCCCUUUGCUCCUCAUCAUCGCCAGGGUCUCUCUGCCUGCCAUCCAGCCUGGGAGUGGGCAGGAGGAGAAGCCAUGCCUGGGCUACCAGCUUGAGAAAAAGAAGGAGGAGGAGGAGGAGGAUCGCCUGCUGCUUGCUGGCUUUUCCUUUUUUGCAAGCAUGAGUCCGGCGUGAGCGCAGCAGCCCCAGGAGGAGCAUCUAUCUCCAUGGUGCAGGAGGGAGGCAUGUCACGCACACCUUACAGCUCCAGCCAAGACAUCCAGAUGGAGGUCUUAGACAACCCUGGGCUCCAGGGGAAAUAUAGCAAAAGGAAGAAUCGCUUCAAACGUUCUGAUGGCAGUACCUCCUCUGACACGACUUCAAACAGCUUCGUCAGACAGGGUUCUGCUGAGUCCUAUACCAGUCGUCCUUCUGACUCGGAUGUGUCCCUGGAGGAAGACCGUGAAGCCCUACACAAGGAAGCAGAGCGUCAGGCCCUGGCACAGCUAGAGAAAGCCAAGACCAAGCCAGUAGCAUUUGCUGUGAGGACAAAUGUGGGUUAUAAUCCUUCUCCCAAUGAUGAUGUACCAGUCCAAGGCAUGUCUAUUUCCUUUGAACCCAAAGACUUCCUUCAUAUCAAAGAGAAAUACAACAAUGAUUGGUGGAUUGGACGGCUGGUCAAAGAAGGCUGCGAGGUUGGCUUCAUCCCUAGCCCUGUCAAGUUGGAGAACAUGAGGAUGCUCCAAGAGCAAAAGAUGCGGCAGCACCGGCUCAGCUCCAGUAAAUCAGGAGACAACUCCACCUCUAGCCUGGGAGAUGUGGUGACAGGGCCCCGAAGACCCACCCCACCUGCUAGUGGUAACUUGGAGAUGACUAACUUAGCUUAUGACCCAGAUGCCCUUGAAUUAGAGGAGGAGGAGGAGGCAGCAACCGAAGAAAACCAGCGAACCCCUAAGUCUAGUGUUAGCAGCGUCACCACUCCCCCCUCCACCACCAAGCGCAUCGCCUUCUUUAAGAAGACAGAACAUGUGCCACCCUACGAUGUCGUUCCUUCCAUGCGACCCAUCAUUCUUGUAGGCCCAUCCUUGAAGGGAUAUGAGGUGACGGACAUGAUGCAGAAAGCUUUGUUUGAUUUCCUGAAACGCCGAUUCGAUGGCAGAAUAUCCAUCACACGAGUGACAGCUGAUAUCUCCCUGGCCAAGCGCUCAGUUCUCAAUAACCCAAGCAAACACACCAUCAUUGAACGGUCCAGUACCCGCUCUAGCCUGGAUGUCUUGGCCGAAGUGCAGAGUGAAAUAGAACGCAUCUUUGAGCUGGCCCGCACACUGCAGCUGGUAGCCCUGGAUGCAGACACCAUCAAUCAUCCAGCUCAACUCUCAAAGACCUCAUUAGCACCAAUCAUUGUCUAUAUCAAGAUAUCUUCCCCUAAGGUGUUGCAGAGACUGGUGAAAUCUCGAGGCAAAUCCCAGGCCAAGCACUUGAAUGUGCAGAUGGUGGCAUCUGACAAAUUGGCACAGUGCCCCCCAGAGAUGUUUGACAUUAUCCUGGAUGAAAACCAAUUGGAAGAUGCCUGUGAGCACCUAUCUGAGUACCUGGAAGCCUACUGGAAGGCCACACAUCCCCCCAGUAGCAACCCACCCAAUCCCCUGCUAACCCGCACCAUGGCAACUGCUGCUCUGGCUGCCAGCCCUGCCCCAGUCUCCAACCUUCAGAGACCCUACUUAGUGCAUGGGGAGGAGUCUCAUGACCCUGAGCAUGCCAGCCUGCACGAGUACACAGGGCAGCCAGAUGUGCGAGGCCAGAUCCGCUCCAUGCAGCCUUCCUCACACUUUGCUGCCCGGGGACUUUCCCGCCAGGACACGUUUGACACGGAGACACAGGGCAGCCGUGAUUCUGCCUACAUUGAUCCAGUAGAUUCUUGUAUGGACAUCGAGACUGACCCCUAUGAGGAACCGGAGCCUCGUCGCCCCCAGCAAGGCCGUCGCCACCCCCAGCGCCAAGGCUCCUGGGAGGCAGAGGAGCCUGAGCCUCAUCGUACCCAGUACAGGGGCCACCGCCACCCGCAGAGCUCCUGGGAAGCUGAGGAGCCUGACCGACAAAACCACAACCGGCUGCUGCAAGGGCGCAGCAAGGGGAGGGAGCGCUAUUGCCAGAAUGAGGAAGAAGCCCUGAGUCGUAACCAUAAUGAUAUGGAAGACUGGGGGCAGGAUGCCUACAUCCGUUGAGAGGCAACUGAGGAAGAGGUCUCUUCCCACUUAGAGCCUCAUGAGGGAGGACAGAAGCUGGUUUUGGUUGUGUGGCACGUGGGGGCUUAGAUGUAAUCUGUAACAGCCUUGACCAGUUGGGGAGCAGUUAGUGGGUGGAGCCUUUGCAUUCCCAAAGCUACACUAGUACUGGCCAGAUCUGCAAGUGAACUCCCUUCCUCAUCCUUCUAGUUUAGGGACACCCUACACCCCACCUCUUUGCCUUGCCCUUUGUGCCAACAACCUCUCUGAACAUCUGUGUCCUGCCAGCCAGCACUGCCUGGCCUUUCCCUCCCACAAGGUCAUAAAUAAUCACAUGUACCUUAAAUUCUUCUUUCUACUUGGGGUCCCCUGUGGAACCUGGAGAGGGAGACAGUCGGUCCCCAUCGGUGCCUCAGAUCAUCCAAACACUCGGGUAGCAGCUGUGGUGGACAGCUGACCAUGUGCCGCCCCUCCUAUUUUGCCUACCUGCCAACCUCCAAGGCCAAACAGCUCCCCGAUUAAUAUGCCCUCCUCUCUUCUACAAAUGUAAGCUGUCCAUUGGUCUCUUCUGUUGCCUGCCUCAUGGUGCUUUACCAGCCCAACUGCUAGGGAGCAGUAGGCAGACAUCUGGGUAGGGAGGCAAAAGUCAACUCCUAGUUUGCUGUCACAAGAUUUCCUUCUUACAAGAUCUUCUCCAGUGCCUACAAACAAAAACCAGCCCCAGUCACCUUAAAGUCUUCAGCCAACCCAUCCUCUAGUGCCU
Messenger RNA from Sceloporus undulatus (fence lizard), 3160 nucleotides. It is a transcript of the gene CACNB1, whose product is annotated as calcium voltage-gated channel auxiliary subunit beta 1. Gene Ontology annotation, biological process: chemical synaptic transmission; neuromuscular junction development; calcium ion transmembrane transport. The record is from RefSeq and is a predicted model, not a curated record. Bases 400 to 2397 code for a protein of 665 amino acids. Lineage: Eukaryota; Metazoa; Chordata; Lepidosauria; Squamata; Phrynosomatidae. The transcript is spliced from 15 exons. Gene Ontology annotation, molecular function: protein binding; high voltage-gated calcium channel activity. Gene Ontology annotation, cellular component: voltage-gated calcium channel complex.